Messenger RNA from Hemicordylus capensis (graceful crag lizard), 939 nucleotides. RefSeq names its product olfactory receptor 734-like. The record is from RefSeq and is a predicted model, not a curated record. Bases 1 to 939 code for a protein of 312 amino acids. Gene Ontology annotation, biological process: G protein-coupled receptor signaling pathway. The transcript has a single exon. Lineage: Eukaryota; Metazoa; Chordata; Lepidosauria; Squamata; Cordylidae. Gene Ontology annotation, cellular component: membrane. Gene Ontology annotation, molecular function: olfactory receptor activity; G protein-coupled receptor activity.
AUGGAGCAGCAGGGGAACAUCUCAGAGGUGUCUGAAUUUCUCCUUCUGGGACUAUCUCAAGUCAAAGAGGUGCAGCUUUCCCUCUUCUUCCUAUUCAUAUUUUUCUACUCACUGAUCCUGCCUGGGAACAUCCUUAUUAUUGCUACCAUCUGGACAGAUGGCCACCUGAGUUCCCCAAUGUACUUCUUUCUAGCUAACCUGGCCUUCCUUGAUAUUUGCUACAGCUCCGUCACUCCGCCAAAGAUGUUGGCUGACUUCCUAAGCCACCACAAGACUAUCUCCUAUGGUGGAUGCAUGUGCCAGCUCUUUUUCUUGCAUUUCUUGGGAGCUGCUGAGAUAUUUCUACUGAUGGCCAUGGCCUAUGACAGGUAUGUGGCCAUAUGUCUACCACUGCAAUACAUGCAUCUUGUGAACAGAAGUAUGUGCUGCAUUCUGGUGGCAGCUUCAUGGACUGGAGGAUUUGUUCAUGCUAUUAUCCUUGUCACUUUGACCCAUCGGCUCUACUUCUGUGGCCCUAAUACCUUGGACAAUUUCUUCUGCGAUGUCCACCAGGUCAUCAGACUGGCCUGCACUGAUACUUCCAUGGUGGAAGUCCUUACUUUCAUCAACAAUGGGCUGGUUAUUUUGACUUCGUUCCUACUCUUGCUCAUCUCAUAUGCAAUCCUUUUGCUCAAACUAAAAACUAGUGCAACACAGGGGAUGAGCAAAGCCUCAUCCACCUGUGUCACCCACAUCAUGGUAAUCUUUGUGAUGGUUACCCCAGCCAUCUACCUCUACACACGCCCUUCAAAGCCCUUACCCAUGGACAAGCUGGUGGCUGUCUUUCAUACAGUGAUUUUCCCCUUAUUAAACCCAAUGAUUUACACAAUGAGGAACAGAGAAAUUAAGAGUUCCAUGAAGAAGUUACUCAAAAAAUGUAAGCUCUGGCCUAUAGUGUAA